AUGACGCCAAAACUGGACCCGCCGGUAAAGAAAAACGCCUUUGUGCACAAGCUCUACGGGAUGCUCAACAACCCAAAGUUGGCCCACCUCAUCUGGUGGACAGGGCCCGACGACUCCAACACCUUCGCCUUGUACCCCAGCAAGGAGUUCGCUGACGCUCUUCUGGACUACUUCAAGCACGGCAACGUGGCCUCCUUUGUACGCCAGCUCCACAUGUACGGCUUCCACAAGAUCCUGGACCCGCAGCUGGCCUACCACGACAAGGACUCCCCCAUCUGGGAGUUCCGCCACUCGCUGGGCAAGUUUAAGAAGAACGACGAAAGCUCCCUUGUCUACAUCAAGCGCAGGCUGCUGCUGAACUCCUCCCGCAACUCCCUGGUGCUCGAGUCCGAAAACAACCACAACCCAACUUCCAAUAACCACCACCUCCACCGCUCCCACGACCCGCAGGUCGCCUACUACCACGCCAGGCCCCAUCCGUACCCUUACUACUACCCCCAAUGGCAAGUGCCCGUGCAUGGUCCCGUCUACCAGGGCCCUCCCCAUCACAACGGCCCCAACGGGCCCCCUCUCCCGCCGGUUCCAAGCCCGUACCCUCCGGAACACUAUCCUGUGAUUCUUCCCCCACCCACACCCAAGGAGAAACCCGCCAGCCCUACGCCAAAAAGACGCUCCUACGAAGAGGUCCGCUACCAGCAGCACCCGGAGCAGCCGCUACGCUACUCCCACUCCACCCUGCUGCUCCCGACAUACCACGAUCCUCCCCGCAGCGACGAAACCCUACAGUUCAGAAAACCCUGGGACCAGCCCCACGACAGGCGGCCCCGCCAUCCCUCGUUGCUCUUUGACCCCUUGGCGCCUCCUCGUUCCAACGACACCAUCAAGCUCCCGCCUUUGGGAAGCAGCCCUCCAGCGCAGUCUGUUCUGCGGCCCUCGCUUUCGUCCAUCCCCAUCCGAAAGUCUGUCUACGACAAAUUGCGCCCGCUGUUGAUCGAAUUGCAUGCCUCGGGCCACCCCGGCGGCUCCCGAACCUUCGACUCGAUGGGCUCCAACCUGCUGUCGAUAUUCCUGGGCGCCUCGUCCAUCUCGUCGCUUUCGAGCGGCGGCAGAUCGUCCUUCGGUUCGAUAUCCCAUUUGGUUGAUGACCGCAAGCUGCUGCUAGCGCCUCACGAGCAGCCGCUGCCCCAGAUGCACCCGCCGGGAGUUCUGACGAUUCUCGAAGAACGCGAGAGCAGCGAGCAGAUUCCCCAUCAGUUGCCGCAGCUGUCGAGCUCCACGGAGACCACCGAGGCCAGUGGUGCCAUGAGCACGCCCAAGCCUCUGACGCCGAAGCCUGUGUCGCCGCUGUUUAAAGGCAAAGUGCUGUACUUGCUUGAGGACACCGACGGCCAUGCAUUGAAGAGGCAGAAGCGUGAGGCAUAG
This is a messenger RNA of Candidozyma duobushaemuli, 1422 nucleotides long. RefSeq names its product Sfl2p (gene SFL2). The record is from RefSeq and is a predicted model, not a curated record. Gene Ontology annotation, biological process: regulation of DNA-templated transcription. The transcript has a single exon. NCBI's taxonomy places the organism in Eukaryota, Fungi, Ascomycota, Pichiomycetes, Serinales, Metschnikowiaceae. The coding region runs from base 1 to 1422 and encodes 473 amino acids. Gene Ontology annotation, molecular function: DNA-binding transcription factor activity; sequence-specific DNA binding.